AAUAUCACAAUUCCGAUAAUCCAUUUUGCGUUUUAUAAUCGCAUGUUAAUAACUCCUAGCAGUUAAUCAAAAGGGUCGUGUGCUCCAGUAGAUUUCGAAGAGCCAGUAAGUUCAUUUAACAACCACCAACCAUGGCGUUACAAACCCAAAUGCUUUAUCUCUACCCUCAACAAAACUCCAAACUCCACAAAACCGAUUUAUACGACAUCGUAAACGACGAUGUACCGACGCCGGUGCUCAGAAGAGGCCAGAAAUUCACUGUAGCAGUCAGAUUUGCCAGGACCUUCGAUAGAAACCAGGACGUAGUGAGAAUAAUCUUCAAUUAUGGUCCUAACCCGCAUCCGAUCAAAGGAACAAGCGGUGUUGUUCACGUCGAUCCCGCCAGAAGACAUGCUAUUGAUGACAAACAAAGCCUCUGGUUCGGAAAUGUCCUCGACAGUCGCGGCGACUCUCUCACCUUGGAGAUAUUCGCACCGGUGAAUAUACCAGUUGGAUUGUGGGCAGUGCAAGUAGAAACGAGUCUAACGAAUUCCAGGUCGGACAUUAGCUUGUUCAACUACGAUGGUGACCUGUACUUCGUCUGUAACCCAUGGAACUGCCAUGAUAUGGUGUACAUGCCGCAAACGAGACUCCUAGAUGAGUACGUCCUGAACGAAACCGGUAAGAUUUGGGUGGGUCCAAUGGGAACCACCAAAGGUAGAGAAUGGAUUUUCGGACAAUUCGACACGUGCGUGUUGCCCGCCAUCCAACUUAUGCUGGACAAUUCCGGACUGUCGCACGCCAGUCGCGGCGAUCCCAUCAAACUGACCAGGAUGAUCUCGAAGAUGGUGAACAGCAACGACGACGACGGCAUUUUGGUGGGAAGAUGGGACGGGCAGUACGAGGACGGCACCGCGCCCGCCGCUUGGACCGGCUCCGUGCCCAUUUUGCAGGAUUUCCUCGACACUCAAAACCCCGUCUCCUACGGGCAAUGCUGGGUGUUCUCCGGCGUCGUCACUACGAUCUGUCGUGCUUUGGGCAUUCCAUCGAGAGUGGUAUCGAACCUGGUGUCAGCCCACGACGCCAAUUCCACUCUCACCGUCGACAAAUACUUCGACGAAAACAACGAGGAAAUGCCCUUCGAUCCCAACAACCUCGAGGGCGAGGACUCCGUUUGGAACUAUCACGUCUGGAACGACGUCUACAUGGCCAGGCCGGAUCUUCCUCCUGGCUACGGUGGUUGGCAAGCCAUCGAUGCCACUCCGCAGGAGACCUCGCACGGGUUCUUCCAAUGCGGCCCGGCCUCCGUAGAGGCCAUCAAAAAAGGCCAGGUCGGCUUCAAUUACGACGUCGGUUUUAUGGUGGCUUCGGUGAACGCGGAUCUGAUGCGAUGGAAGGAAGACAAGUCCAACGUACUCGGUUAUCAAAGAAUCUACUGCAACAAAUACCACAUUGGUCGCAUGAUCCUGACGAAGCAGCCUUUCAUGUACGAUUACAACGGCGACAAGGACCGUCAGGACAUAACCCACGAGUACAAAUCCAAGGAAGGCUCCAGGGCCGAGCGUUUGUCGCUCUGGAACGCCGUUAGAGGAACAGAAGCGGCCAAAAGGUUCUUCGACAUGGGCGAUGACACCGCGAACGACGUCGAGUUCGAUCUGCAAGAGCUGGAUCAAAUCAAGAUCGGGGAGAGCUUCAGCGUGGUGGUGAAAAUGACGAACAACAGCGACAAGACUCAUCGCAUUAAAUGCCAGCUUUCAGCCGCUACUGUUUACUACAACGGCGUCAAAGCUCACGUUGUGAGCCGCGACGAUGGGGAAUUUGAACUGAAACCAAAAAAAACCGAGGAAUUGAAGCUAGCGGUAGCCGCUAGCGAUUAUUUGGACAAACUCGUCGAGUAUUCCAACAUGAAGAUAUUCGCCAUCGCCACAGUGGCUGACACCAAGCAAACGUGGGUCGCCGAAGACGAUUUCCAAGUCAUCAAACCCAGCAUCGACAUUAAGGUCCCCAGGAACAUCGUGGCGAAGAAACCGGUCGCGAUCGGGCUGCGGUUCGUCAAUCCGCUGAAGACGACGCUGACGAAUUGCAAGUUCCACGUGUCCGGGGCCGCCCUCCUGCGCAACCAGAUCAUCGCGCACCCGAACGUGAAGCCCGGCGCCGUCGUCAGCGUGGAAACCAAGGUGGUGCCGAAGUACGUGGGCGAGCUGAAGCUGGUGGCCACGUUCCAUUCCAAAGAGCUGAUGGACAUCAGCGGUACCGCUAAGGUGGAGGCCUUCGCCGACGAGGAGUGAGUUAAUUUUUGGUUGAUAUACGAUCGAUGUAAAAUUUGGUUAAUCAAUGUGUUUUAUCUAUGA
Phyllotreta striolata is the source of this 2330-nucleotide messenger RNA. Lineage: Eukaryota; Metazoa; Arthropoda; Insecta; Coleoptera; Chrysomelidae. The record is from the annotation of a GenBank genome assembly.